Molecule: messenger RNA, 1584 nt
Organism: Helicoverpa armigera (cotton bollworm)
Lineage: Eukaryota; Metazoa; Arthropoda; Insecta; Lepidoptera; Noctuidae
Product: ribosome biogenesis protein WDR12 homolog
Exons: 9
Coding region: 135-1397 (420 amino acids)
Biological process (GO): ribosome biogenesis
Molecular function (GO): protein binding
Source: RefSeq, a predicted model, not a curated record
GUCAGUUGUCACUUGUCAGUGUAAAAUUCGAAUUUCGGUGUAGCAUGGUUUAUUUUAUGUGAUAUUUUGGUGUUCAAACUGUGAAUGUGUAUUUAUAUACAGUUUUGAAUAUUGGUUUAUUGAUAUAAUUAAAAAUGUCUGCCGAUAUAGCAGAGGCCCAACUACAAGUACGGUUUAUAACCAAACAAGAACAAUAUGCAGUGCCAGACAGUCCUUACGCUAUUCAGAGCAAUGUUCAGGCCGCAGACUUGAAUACUUUGGUAAAUGCUUUGUUGAAAGAGACAAAUCCAUCACUUGAGAAAGCUGUUGAAUUCGAUUUCUUAAUAUGUGGGGAGCUGUUGUGCUUGUCGCUGGCAGAGCACUUGCAAGAGAAAGGAGUUUCCACAGAAGACACACUAGAAAUAGAAUAUCUGGAAAGAUUUCCGGCACCAGCUCCACAGGAUUGCUUGAUGCACGAUGACUGGGUAGCUACAGUGCAUGCACACUCUGACUGGAUACUGUCUGGUUGCUAUGACAAUAGUAUUCAUAUUUGGAGUACAAAGGGCCAGCACAAACUGGCCAUACCUGGUCACACAUCUCCUGUGAAGGCAGUGUCUUGGGUCUCUUUCAAUGGGGACCAGGCUGUGUUUGCAAGUGGUUCCCAUGACCAGUCAGCGAUGCUCUGGGUGUGGAAUGUAGCCAAUAACUCAGUAGACUGUGUGGUUACAUGCCGAGGUCAUGACAAAGGUCUAGAAUGUCUUGCAGUGUCCGCUGACGCUAACAGAUUCGCUACUGGCAGUUGGGACAACAAUAUCUGCCUGUGGAGUACAAGUUUAUCAGAUGAAGACAAUGUACCAGCAAAGAAAAGAAGUAAACCUGAACACACUGGAAAGUCUAGAGAGCCCUUGACUACUCUGAAAGGGCACAGAGAAGCGGUGUCUGGUGUGCAAUGGAUGGACUUCAACACAGUACUGUCCAGUGGCUGGGACCAUUUGUUGAAGCUAUGGGAUUGCGAACUCGGUGGCAUCAAACAGGAGGUUGCUGGAAAUAAGGCUUUCUUCGACGUGGACUGGUCUCCAUUGAACAACAGUAUUGUGACAGCCUCAGCAGACAGACAUAUUCGCCUUUAUGACCCCAGAUCCACAGAGAGCAUUGUAAAGACAACGUUCACUUCUCACACGGGCUGGGUGCAGUCAGUGCGCUGGUCAAAAACACGAGACACGUUGUUCCUUUCAGCUGGCUACGACGGACAAGUCAAGUUGUGGGAAACUAGGAGCCCCCGGACGCCAUUAUACGACUUGAGCGGGCACGAAGACAAAGUUCUGUGCUGUGAUUGGUCGAACCCUGCGCUGCUCGUCAGCGGCUCUUCCGACAACACGCUCAGAAUAUUUAAGGCCAAGCACUACCCAGACGCGUAAGGGUUAACUCCAUAUUACGACCGACCAAUACCUACUAGUGUUCGAAAUACAUUUUGACGGUUAUUUUUACAAGAUAUUUCGACUUUUAUUCAGAAAUGAUGCGUCCGUCUUAGGUAUACGUUAUGUUACUUAGAAUAUUUUUUUUUGUAUUAGCGUAUAAGAGGAGUAAUAAAUAAGUUGAAUUUUA